Meloidogyne enterolobii is the source of this 327-nucleotide messenger RNA. NCBI's taxonomy places the organism in Eukaryota, Metazoa, Nematoda, Chromadorea, Rhabditida, Meloidogynidae. The record is from the annotation of a GenBank genome assembly.
AUGACUAAAAUUUCUCAUUUUCAACACCCCCGUUUAGCUACUAUUUUAUUUCUGAUCAUUUUAAUUUCUCAAUUUCUCCAUUGGGACAAGCAAACAUCGGUGGAGGCAUCCUGGGCUGAUCCAUAUACCAGAGGCACUAUUCUCUACAAUCUUGUGGGACGCAAACGCCGUUUUGCUGUGAUGGAUAAGUUAUUGCGAAAGCGACGUGAUCAGGCCUCAAAUCAAGCCAAAACACUCUAUAGUGAGGAUACUGCAGCGGAUAGAAGUAAACAUCAAUAUGCCGAUUUUAUGACUAGUGGAACUAUUUUAAACAACCUUGUGGGUUGA